UAAAGGUGCAGCAGCAGCAGGAAAAGUAACUCAGAAAUCGAAAAAUAGCUCAGGUUGAUUAAAGAUCACCUACAGCUGAGUUCUAGGAAUGCUUUUCCAUUCGGUUGUCGAUAGACGAUACGGCAGAUCGCGCCAAAAUGCCCUCCCUGCAGAUCCGUGGCCUAAAUACCCUUUGAGUUCUCUCUUGGAAGGGUAUCGGUGUGCACGUCACGACGAACACAUCUCCUAUGGGAAUUUGGGUGACCCGGUGCCACCAUUUGGCUUAGCCUUUCCAUCUGUCACAACCCUGCAAGACUGCCUUGCAAUGGCCAAUGAAGAAGGCAUUGUCAGGAUAUACAACACAGAGAGGCGGGAAACACCGCUGCUGAAAGAAUGGUUGGCUCAUGAAAAUGCCAUCUUUGAUGUAGCGUGGGUACCAGGGGAGCCUAGCCUGGUGACUGCUGCUGGGGACCAGAUGGCAAAGCUGUGGGACGUGAUGACAGGGGAGCUGUUGGGGAGCUUCAAGGGUCACCGCUGCAGCCUGAAGUCGGUAGCGUUCGCGCAGCAGGACAAAGCUGUGUUCUGUACCGGCGGCAGAGACGGAAAUAUUAUGGUUUGGGACACCAGGUGCAGCAAAAAAGAUGGUUUCUACAGACAAGUGAAACAGAUCAGCAGUGCACACAGAGCAGAGAGAAGCAGUCCUUCUGUGACAAAGAAGAGGCGAUCGAGCACGCGUGGCAUAGCCCCCAGUGUGGAUUCACAGCAAAGUGUCACAGUUGUUUUGUUUCGUGACCAGCAUACCCUCAUCUCAUCUGGAGCUGUCGAUGGAGUCAUCAAGAUGUGGGAUCUGAGGAAGAACUACACCGCGCACCAUCAUGACCCUGUUGCACUCCAUUCGUACUCGUACCCUGGCUCUUGCACACGUAGACUAGGGUAUUCUGGACUCACUCUGGACUCCACCAGAUCCAACCUCAUGUGCAACUGCACUGAUGACAACAUUUAUAUGUUUAAUGUCAGCGGACUAAAGACAAGUCCAGUUGCGGUUUUCAGUGGUCAUCGCAACUCCUCAUUUUACGUAAAGUCCAGUGUUAGCCCUGACGACCAGUUCUUAGCCAGUGGCUCGAGUGACCAUAACACAUACAUCUGGAGGAUUUACGAUCCCACUCAUCCUCCCGUGAUUCUCCAAGGCCACAGCGAGGAAGUGACGUCUACCGCAUGGUGCCCAACAGAUUUCACCAAGAUUGCUUCCUGUUCGGAUGACAACACUGUACGGAUCUGGCGGCUCCACCGGGAAGUGGAUGGAGUUGAAUCUUCAGUUGGUGAUGCCAACCUUGUGGGAUGGGCACAUCUGAAGUCUCCCUUAAGUCCUGUAAGCCGAGGUGAAACCACUCCUGCCAAGAACCGGAUGGCAGGGAGUCAGGAAGGCGUGGCUUCUCCCCAGGUAGCUGCCUGUGCUCCCGUUGGAGCCGCGCUGCCUCUGCCUUCCAGCACUGCAUCACCCAUCCAGUCUCAACACACCAGCCCCCCAGUCCGGCAUAGAACACCACCUUCCAUCAAACGGUGGUUUUCCUCCAACCAAGAAUCUCCUCCCAAUCAACUCAGCCCUCCUGACCGCAGGGUGCUAAGUCCACGUAACCAGAGCCCGGUAAGCGACACCCCAUCCACGGAGAGACGGGCCAAACGCAGGCUUGAAACUGGCGAUGAUGAAUCCGCAGGCUGCAGCGGGGCACAAGAGUGGCACUGUGUGGCAGAACUUUACCAUGCGGCCAAGAGAAGCCGUAUCCUGACUGGAGUCUGUUGCCCUCCGGAGGAACGGAACCAUCGAACGGAACUAUGUCAAGAUAGCCGGACGCAAACGGACUGCCAUACAGAGGAAACGCUGCAUGCAACAUCAAGGCAGACUGGAAAGGAGAACUGCUCUCCCAGUGGAAUGGACUGGUUGUCAUUGAUGGGUCAAAAGAUGAAGAACGGCCAAAGGAACCCGAGUGCUGCCACCAGGAGCCCCAGCAGCUCUAAGAAGCAUGAACGUAGAACACCAGCAUCACCUACAAUCCCCUCGCCACAGUCCAUGAAGAAGAUCUCCACAUACUUCAGAAGGACGACAUCGGCUUGACCAAACAUCCUCCACGUUUCUGUGUAACAUGCUGUGAUAAAUGUUUUCUGGGAAUGGCCAGAUUUCCAGAUGGGGAGCAUGCCGCAAUUUGAACUAGAUGUUGUUAUGGAGCAUUUGACUACUGGUGGGCUGUAGUACACCAAAUUGCUAACCUUUAACAUGAACCGCGAUUAGCGCUUACUUUU
Thalassophryne amazonica is the source of this 2277-nucleotide messenger RNA. It is a transcript of the gene dtl, whose product is annotated as denticleless E3 ubiquitin protein ligase homolog (Drosophila). Gene Ontology annotation, biological process: mitotic G2 DNA damage checkpoint signaling; proteasome-mediated ubiquitin-dependent protein catabolic process. Bases 89 to 2092 code for a protein of 667 amino acids. The record is from RefSeq and is a predicted model, not a curated record. The transcript has 15 exons. Lineage: Eukaryota; Metazoa; Chordata; Actinopteri; Batrachoidiformes; Batrachoididae. Gene Ontology annotation, molecular function: protein-macromolecule adaptor activity; protein binding. Gene Ontology annotation, cellular component: nucleus.